AUGUCUGCAGAACCUGAUCACACCCACGACAAGAAGAAGGUCAACCUACACGAUGCCUCCGGCGCGGAGAAGAAAGAGGAGCUCGACACGGCCACGGCCAUUCUGAAAAAGAAGAAGAAGCCAAACUCGUUGAUUGUGACCGACGCUACGAACGAUGACAACUCCAUCAUUGCGCUGUCAAACAACACAAUGGAGACGUUACAGCUGUUCAGAGGCGACACCGUCCUUGUUAGGGGAAAGAAACGCAAGGACACCGUCCUGAUCGUCCUGGCCGAUGACGACCUUGAUGAUGGUAGUGCUCGCAUCAACAGAGUGGUUCGCCACAACCUCAGAGUCAAGCACGGCGAUAUCAUCACUGUCCACCCUUGCCCUGACAUCAAAUAUGCGAAGCGCAUUGCUGUUCUUCCUAUCGCAGACACUGUUGAGGGUCUGACUGGUUCUCUCUUCGAUGUCUUCCUCGCCCCCUAUUUCCGCGAGGCCUAUCGGCCCGUCCGGCAAGGAGAUCUCUUCACGGUUCGAGCCAGUAUGAGACAAGUAGAAUUCAAAGUGGUCGAAGUGGACCCUCCGGAAUAUGGCAUCGUGGCACAAGACACCGUCAUUCACUGCGAAGGAGACCCGAUCCAGCGUGAAGACGAGGAAGGAAACCUGAAUGAGGUCGGGUACGACGAUAUUGGUGGUUGCAGAAAGCAGAUGGCACAAAUCCGUGAACUGGUUGAGUUGCCACUGCGACAUCCUCAACUGUUCAAGUCUAUCGGUAUCAAACCUCCGCGAGGAAUCCUCAUGUUCGGCCCUCCGGGUACUGGCAAGACCCUGAUGGCUCGAGCUGUCGCCAACGAAACCGGUGCUUUCUUCUUCCUCAUCAACGGCCCCGAAAUCAUGUCAAAAAUGGCCGGUGAAUCAGAGUCCAACCUCAGAAAAGCUUUCGAGGAAGCUGAGAAGAACUCUCCCGCCAUUAUCUUCAUCGACGAAAUCGACUCUAUUGCGCCAAAGCGAGAGAAGACCAACGGCGAAGUUGAGCGACGUGUUGUUUCGCAACUGCUCACGCUCAUGGAUGGCAUGAAAGCGCGGUCCAACGUCGUCGUGAUGGCCGCCACCAACCGACCCAACUCGAUUGAUCCGGCCCUGCGACGGUUCGGUCGGUUUGAUCGCGAAGUUGACAUUGGUAUUCCAGACCCGACCGGCCGCCUGGAGAUCCUCCAAAUUCACACCAAGAACAUGAAACUGGCCGAGGAUGUCGAUCUCGAGUCGAUCGCCGCCGAGACCCAUGGUUACGUUGGUUCCGAUAUUGCGUCCCUCUGCUCUGAGGCCGCCAUGCAGCAGAUUCGAGAGAAGAUGGAUCUCAUCGAUCUGGACGAGGACACCAUCGAUGCCGAGGUGUUGGAUUCGCUCGGAGUGACUAUGGACAACUUCCGCUAUGCUCUGGGUGUCUCCAACCCGUCUGCUCUCCGUGAGGUGGCAGUGGUCGAAGUUCCCAAUGUCCGCUGGGACGACAUUGGUGGUCUCGAGGGCGUCAAGCGCGAGCUUAUCGAAUCCGUGCAAUACCCCGUGGACCAUCCCGAGAAAUUCCUCAAAUUCGGCCUUUCACCGUCUCGAGGAGUCUUAUUCUAUGGUCCUCCUGGUACUGGUAAGACUAUGCUUGCCAAAGCCGUGGCCAAUGAAUGUGCCGCAAAUUUCAUCUCUGUGAAGGGGCCUGAGCUUCUGAGUAUGUGGUUUGGCGAAUCUGAAAGCAACAUUCGAGACAUUUUCGACAAGGCACGCGCCGCCGCUCCUUGUGUGGUUUUCCUGGACGAACUUGACUCCAUCGCUAAAUCUCGUGGUGGCUCCCUGGGCGACGCGGGUGGCGCAUCCGAUCGAGUUGUCAACCAACUGCUUACUGAGAUGGACGGCAUGACCUCCAAGAAGAACGUGUUCGUCAUCGGCGCAACCAACCGACCUGAACAGCUCGACAACGCUCUUUGUCGACCCGGACGUCUGGAUACCUUGGUCUACGUUCCGCUUCCCGACGAGGCCUCCCGUGAAUCCAUUCUCCGGGCGCAGUUGCGCAAGACUCCUGUCGCAUCAGACGUGGAUCUCAAGUACAUUGCCAGCAAAACUCACGGUUUCUCGGGUGCCGACUUGGGAUUCGUCACGCAACGUGCGGUCAAACUCGCCAUCAAGGAGUCCAUCGCAUUGGACAUUGAAAGACAGAAGGAACGCGAGGCUGCUGGUGAGGACGCGAUGGAUGCCGAUGAAGGAGAAGAUCCGGUGCCAGAGUUGACUCGACGACACUUCGAGGAGGCCAUGCAAGCCGCACGCCGGUCGGUCAGCGAUGUGGAAAUCCGCCGCUACGAAGCCUUUGCUCAGGCUAUGAAACAGAGCGGUGGCAGUGCUUUCUUCAAAUUCCCUUCUGCUGGCCAAGAGGCUGAUGCCGCCAACGGUACUGGCUUCGGUGAUGCCGGCAACGAUGACAGCUUGUAUGACUAA
Molecule: messenger RNA, 2463 nt
Organism: Fonsecaea erecta
Lineage: Eukaryota; Fungi; Ascomycota; Eurotiomycetes; Chaetothyriales; Herpotrichiellaceae
Product: cell division control protein 48
Exons: 5
Coding region: 1-2463 (820 amino acids)
Biological process (GO): mitotic spindle disassembly; retrograde protein transport, ER to cytosol; autophagosome maturation
Cellular component (GO): cytosol; VCP-NPL4-UFD1 AAA ATPase complex; nucleus
Molecular function (GO): polyubiquitin modification-dependent protein binding; ATP binding; ATP hydrolysis activity
Source: RefSeq, a predicted model, not a curated record